AGUUACUGGAAGAAUAAAAGAAGCAGGCAUCUUAUAUAACUUUGCCGCCUUUCGACGUUUCCUCGACUUUUGUUUUUUUGUUUCUUUUAUUGGUGACGAUUUGAAAGUCUUAGAGUAGGAGUAUAUGACUUUUUAUAUAUGUACAUAUGCAAUUACGUAGGCUCAUCGUUCAUGCUUCCUUCAGAGUCAUCGCAAAGCAGUAAUCAAUCUAGUUUUCCCUUUGAAGUAUGUAACCUUCUACUUGGAAAAGGUGGGAGUGGCCAAGUUUUUCUUGGUCGCGUUAGCGGAUCGGACCAUUAUGUUGCCAUCAAAAAAAGAUACGCUAAGACAGAUACUCCACAAACUCCCUUGAUCCAGGGAACCCAAAGUGCGCUGCUUCUUACAUUCGGUGCGCGCAAUACUGCCGAGGGCGACACACGAUCGCUAAGUCAAGUAGAAUACAAUGAAAAUGGGCCGCUCUCUCAGCGACGUGAGCUCGACCUUGGCGAGGAAAGUGUAACGCAAAUGAUAGCUCUGUCGCAACAGAGCGGCAGGCAAAUAAUAGAGAACGUUGACAAAAGUGCCCAUUCUGUAUAUUUUCCCAAAGCCCAUGCUCUCAUGGACGAAGUGUCAGUUCUCCAGUAUCUUGGCUCCCAUCCGCAAAUUGUCAGAAUUAUGGGGACCUACACCACAUCGAGGUACAUCAACUUUUUCUCAAUGGAGCUGAUGGAUAGCGACGUCGCGAGAGAGCUCAAAGAAGCGAACCUGUCUUUUCGGAACGAAAGCGUGUGUGUAGCGACUGCAUAUUCAGUUCUCAAGGCAUUAGAGUACUCGCAUGAACACGGGGUGGCGCACCGUGAUGUGAAGCCCGGUAACAUACUGCUGAAGAAGCUGACGAAAGCGGAAGACUGGCCAUGCAUGCUUUUACCUCUCGACAGCGAUAGUACUAAAUUGCUGGCGCCAUCAAAAGCGGAUUCUAAAUCCGCAAGUGACGACGCUGCAUCAUACGUGAAGGCUGCACUAGGAGAUUUCAGCGCGGCACAUGGCGUUUUAAGCACCGAUGACGCAGCCUUUGCAGACACGCGCGGCACUCUGCAUUACAAAUCACCGGAGCAGCUGAUGGGACGGCGAGGUACGGUUUCAGACAACUUCACCGCGGUGGACCUGUGGGGUCUCGGGUGCACAAUGUACGAGAUGAUUAUGGGCAAGUGUCCUUUUCCCGGGAACAGCGAGCUGCAAGUGCUGAUGAACAUUCUUGACCUUAUGGGCAGUGACAUUCAAUCCUUUCCAUCAACAACAAAGCCGAGAAGGCUUUUUCAAGGCAUGUCCGUUUCUGCACCUUUUCUGGAUUUGCUGCAUCGGUUGUUAAGUCUCGACGCAUCUGCACGACCUGCAGCAAAAGAGGCGCUGCAACAUCCGGUGUUUGAGUCACUCCGCGAAGCUGAAGCGCACUUUCAAGGCUCACAGAAUUCAGCCACCGGACAGUCAGUGCCGCCUAUCAUUGGAAUCUCACUGGUGCUCAAGUACGCUUCGUUUACGCACGUCCCACAGCUUCGUUUUUCUCGCAUAUCGCGCACUCCGCUCGCUGCACCACUGCUCGCCCCAGAGCUGCGCAAUUCGGCAGAGGCGCUUCGUUUUCGUUACGUGGCAUCGCAAAGCUCGGCGGAAGGCGAAGUCGCUGCGCUAUCGGCUCUCACGCACUACGCACAAAAAGACAGUGUCUCCCGACACAAAGAGGUCAGCGGCACUGAUGAAAAUGCAGGCGCAAAUGAGUGGAAGAAAGCCGAUGAGGAAAGCGUUGAAACCAGAGCAGCCACCCGCGCCGAAAGCGUCCAGCACCGCAGUCCUGAUGCAACGAUGAUGUCGUUCAUGAGUGAAAGCGAGUAUUUGCACUGGUCCGAGAUUCGCCCUAUGGCACAGCCCUGUGCGCUGACCGCGUCGCAGCUGCAGCGCCCACCUCCACAGUCCGCUGACAAUCUUGAUCAAAGCACUAACGGUCGUGCGGCGGGUUUGUUCGGGGGAAAUACUGGGAGCACGCCGUCCCCGUCGAUAAACUACGCGCAACAGCAGCAACGUCAGCUCUCGGAGUCCUCGCGGCACCCUUCUGUUUCCAUGUACCGCAACACAGUUGCACGCGCAUUAAACAUUAGCGAUUCAAGCAUAAAAGUUGCUCGAAAGGAGCGCAGCAUGUCGCACGUUGACUUCGACCUGAGCCCCGUCGCUGCCACGCAGCUGUUCAGCGCGGACGCGGACGCAGACCUCAGUACAUGCGUCGUGCCUCACGCCGGAAUAACCGCGAUCCCGCGUCCGGCGCUGCCGGUGCUGCAGUUAAAAUGCGGAAGCACGUUUACGGCCAGCAACCUGCGGACAAACUCGAGCUUUGAGCGCGACGGCAACGCGAUGCCCCACCGUGGUGGAAACUUUGUUGCUGCAGGGGCAGUGGCGACGCGGGGCUUUGCAGGUAAUGCGACGGGGAACGGCAACUCCUUCAGCACGCCACGUGAGAACGCGUUGCGGCGCACCACAAGUUAUGUUGGCCGCGCGCUUUGCCUCUCCGAAGAAACAGAUCGCUUUGCUCGCCGCAGCAUAGGCUCCUGCCCAAGUCAGCAGAGUUGCCUCAACUCGCUGCUCGCCUCACCUGCGCCGCGCAGUCGCGUGCAGGAAGGCUCCUCUCCGCACCCGUCGCCGAUUCGGCCGCACGACGCCGCGGCGCGGUCGCCGUCCGGCUUGCCAACUGUAGAGCGCAGCGGUCUCUCAUCCGAUGACUCUGGAGUAGGUCUCGGAUGGAUGAGACUGGGAUUUGAUACAGGAGCCGGCAGCAGCACAUCGGCGGACGCCAGCGUCUGUGCUGCGACCGCCAUUUUGCCGUCUGCAAACACGGAAGUAAUGGCGCAACAAGACGAAAUGAUCUUGCACAUGGCCGCGCCGAUGCUGACCGCAGCGCGUGCUGAGACGCGGCGCAGCUCGUGCGGUGGUGGUACGGCCGGAUUAUCAUUAACAUCUCCGCUUUCCGAAUCUUCACAAGUCCGGCGUUUCCUCCCACGCCCCCUAACAAGCAACUCGGCAACACGGCUUGUUGCGCCGCCUCCAUCCUCGACCCCCGCAGACCCGUUGACGAGCAACGCGUGCGGGGAGUGCAGUAGCAGUGAUGACCACGCUAUGACGGCGCGAGUAUUGCCUCUGCCAAUACCGCUUUCCGUUGCUGCUGCGCAUCACACACCCAGCGUGUCCCGUGAACUCUCCUGCUCGCCCUCUGCGCCUCCCUCACCGUUGUCACGAACGAGCACGAGUGCGCUGCUGCCGCUGCACGAGACGCCGCACACGCAGCGAUUUCCGCGCCGCUUCGCCGCGGCCUCGUCGAAGCGUCGCGGCGGCUCUGCCACCGUCACCGUCAAGUCCGCGUCCCCAGAUCAUCACAGGCAAGAGGCAAGCGAGGCCCAGGUGCUGCAGAGUCAUGACGUCAACCUGCCGCUGUUACUUGUCGGCGACAAGACGCACCGGCGGCGCGCCGUCACGCCUGUGUGCGUCGCGCCCUCUUCGUUACCGGGUGCGCAAAUCACGCUGCCCUCGUACCACGCUGCCGCCGCUGCGCGUUCGCAGCGUCACUGCACCCCUUCGUCGACAGAGCCAGGUCGCGAGGCAUCGGCCGCACCUUGGCACGACACACAUCCAGUGUCCGCCGCGCAGCUCAACGCCUCUGAUGUGUUUGCGGGGGUGUCUUCGCUGCACUGGGGUGGGCACGUAGCCGCGUUGUUGCACACGCCGCCACAGUCUGCUGGCGUCGAGAACAUGCGAGCAGUGGUGGUAGCGUCUGAUGAGGAGCAGCGCUGCAUUGGUGACUGUUUUUGCGCUGCGACACCGCGUAGCACCGGGCGUAGCGCAUACAAACGACCCCGCGAGGAGUUGGUGAGUGAGGAGAGAGAAAAGCCAGCCGAAGAGUGUUGGAUGUAG
Leptomonas pyrrhocoris is the source of this 3930-nucleotide messenger RNA. RefSeq names its product putative protein kinase. Gene Ontology annotation, molecular function: ATP binding; protein serine/threonine kinase activity. Gene Ontology annotation, cellular component: cytoplasm. The transcript has a single exon. Lineage: Eukaryota; Euglenozoa; Kinetoplastea; Trypanosomatida; Trypanosomatidae. The record is from RefSeq and is a predicted model, not a curated record. Gene Ontology annotation, biological process: peptidyl-serine phosphorylation; autophagy. The coding region runs from base 598 to 3930 and encodes 1110 amino acids.